AUGGGUGAAGCAUAUUGCUUUGUAACUUAUGUUCCUGUUCCACAAAUUGAACAAGUAAAGGAAGCCUUAUGUGCAGCAGGAGCUGGACGUAUUGGUAACUAUGAUUGCUGUAUGUGGCAAACACUAGGUACAGGCCAAUUUCGCCCACUUGAAGGAUCUAACCCAUUCAUUGGUAAACAAAACAUUGUAGAACAUGUUGAAGAAAUCAAGCUUGAAAUGGUUGUUACUAGAGACAAAAUUCAAGAUGUUGUUGCUGCUUUAAAGAAAUCGCACCCUUACGAAACUCCAGCUUACCAAUAUUGGCUCUGCCACAUUAAAUAA
This is a messenger RNA of Trichomonas vaginalis G3, 321 nucleotides long. RefSeq names its product protein of unknown function, DUF1653. Bases 1 to 321 code for a protein of 106 amino acids. The transcript has a single exon. NCBI's taxonomy places the organism in Eukaryota, Parabasalia, Trichomonadida, Trichomonadidae. The record is from RefSeq and is a predicted model, not a curated record.